Solanum tuberosum (potato) is the source of this 666-nucleotide messenger RNA. Its product is annotated as B3 domain-containing protein REM20-like. The record is from RefSeq and is a predicted model, not a curated record. Lineage: Eukaryota; Viridiplantae; Streptophyta; Magnoliopsida; Solanales; Solanaceae. The transcript has 3 exons. Gene Ontology annotation, molecular function: DNA binding. Bases 1 to 666 code for a protein of 221 amino acids.
AUGUGGCCAAUAGGGGUAACCAAAUCAGGAAAACAUAUUUAUUUAGAAAAUGGAUGGGAAAAAUUCAUUGAAGACAACAUCGUAGAGCUUGGAGACUUCUUUAUUUUUUACUAUGAUGGAAUUAGAACUUUUGACUUCAAACUACUUCGAAGAAAUGGAUGUGUAAAGAAAGGAGUUGGAGGUUCAAAACUUGUUGUGAAGGAGGAGGAAACAGAUGAAAUGAAUGUUGAACAUCAAAAGAGUGUGGAUCCAAAGGAGAAUACUUGGGCUAGAGAUAACAAGAGCAUUUUUUCUAAUGAGGAUAGGGAUGGGGCUAACAUGGUAGAAGAUAAAGAGGAUGAAGAGAAGGAAUGUGAAAAGACAAAAAAGGUGCAAUCAAAAGAUGAAGAUAAGGAAGAAGAAGAUGAUAAAGAUGAUGAAGAGGAUGAAUACAAAGAAGAGGAUAAGGAAGAGAAAGAAAGGAUUGGCAUAUUCAACAAAAAGGCACCACGUUCAAAAGUUAAAUAUAAAAGUGUGACUGUUGGUAAGGUGAAUGAUCCCCAUGACCAAUUUGCUACAGAUAUAUUUAGAAGUGGACAUGCAACUAAGCCAAAAAAUCCUUACUUUGUGUCCCUGGCUUUCACAAAGGGUCGUCGCUUUUGUGGCCUUCGCAUCAGCGAAGCCUAG